This is a messenger RNA of Otolemur garnettii (small-eared galago), 1379 nucleotides long. It is a transcript of the gene JCHAIN, whose product is annotated as joining chain of multimeric IgA and IgM. The record is from RefSeq and is a predicted model, not a curated record. Gene Ontology annotation, cellular component: pentameric IgM immunoglobulin complex. Gene Ontology annotation, molecular function: immunoglobulin receptor binding. The coding region runs from base 148 to 630 and encodes 160 amino acids. NCBI's taxonomy places the organism in Eukaryota, Metazoa, Chordata, Mammalia, Primates, Galagidae. Gene Ontology annotation, biological process: humoral immune response. The transcript is spliced from 4 exons.
ACCCCGACCGCAGUUGUGAUUGUUUUUAGUUUGUUAGCUGCCUGGAGUGUUAUUUUAGGAAAGCAGAAGCAACUUCAUUUGCACACUCCUUAGAGACCACACACCUUAACCGGACCCUUUGGCUCCGGUUUUUCAAAAGAAGUCAAGAUGAAGAACCACUUACUUGCCUGGGGACUCCUGGCCAUUUUUGUUAAGGGCGUUCUUGUGACAGCCCAAGAUGAAGAUGAAAGUAUUGUUCUUGUUGACAACAAAUGUAAGUGUGUCCGGGUAACUUCCAGAAUCAUCCGGAACAGCGACGAUCCCAACGAGGACAUUGUGGAAAGAAACAUCCGAAUCAUUGUUCCUCUGAACAGCAGGGAGAAUAUCACCGAUCCCACCUCACCCCUGAGAACCAGAUUUGUGUACCAUUUGUCUGACCUCUGUAAAAAAUGUGAUCCUACAGAAGUGGAGUUGGAAAACCAGAUAUUUACGGCCUCCCAGAGCAAUCUCUGCGAGGAAGACAGCGAGACAGACACCUGCUACACUUACGACAGGAACAAGUGCUACACGGCCGUGCUUCCGCUCACGUACGGCGGCGUGACCCGGAUGGUGCAGACGGCCUUGACCCCCGACUCCUGCUACCCCGACUGACGAGGGUCGGCCGGCCGCGGCUCGCUCGCUCUCUCUCGCUCUCCAUUUCAAUCCAGAAGUUAACAUGUUUACUACCAAUGAAUUUGAAUCCAGGAGUUUUGGGGGUGAUGUAAAACUGACUUUCUCCUCUAAACAAUUUAAAUAGUAACACUGUUAUCUUUAUUAGGCAACUACUUGUCAGCUGCGCAUGUUUGCAAACAAGGAUUACAAUCUGUCAGUUAUCACGGUUGCCCCACGGGUCUGCUCCCUAAAGAGCACGAUUUAUAGCAUCAAACAAACACACACACAAUGGAAGAAAAUAAAACUCAAAGAAAAGAAAUCAGGAGGCAUAAUUAAAUGUUACUCUUUUAUUUUGGAGAGCCAGAGCUUUUGCAUUUUCUGUACUUUUCUCUUUUAAAAAUGUUUCACUGUGUAGAGAAAAUAUAUAUGUAAGCAUAUUUCAAUUGUAUGUCUUCAUUGGAAAAAUAAUGAAAAUGGGUUUGGGAACUAUUUAUAAAAAUAAUUAAAAAUUAAAUCUAUAAUAUACAUGAAACCAAUUAGCUGAAUAAUUAAAUGAGUAACUGAAAAACAUUUUGACAUAACAGACUUGGAAGCAGAGGACACAGAUUUUCCUUUUUAUUGGUAAUCAGGGUAGGGUAAGAAAUUCCCAUUGGAAACCAUCUAUGUUGUAACCGAAUCUCAUGAAAUAUGUACCCUUCAAUAUAUAUUCUCCAGCACAGUUUGAACAAUUAAAUAGAUUCAUAAGCAUA